GUUACGAAUAUUACUAUGAAAAAUCUAUAAAGUGGAGGGCAGGGAUUACUUUUCAUUCAUUAGAUAUACCGGAUGUGACAGACAGCAUAACGAUUCUUGAGGUUAAGUGACAUUGCCCUUAUUAUUUUCUUUUUUAAGUACCACGACUUUUGUUUCUGACUGGUGGACGAAUCGAAUAAUAUGCCGGCGCCGAAUUCUAUUAGCGUGGCCGUAAUAUGUUCUAGUAAUAUGAAUCGAAGCAUGGAAGCCCAUGCCUUUUUGAGCAAGAAAGGUUUCAAUGUAAAAAGCUUUGGAACAGGGGAUAAAGUUAAACUUCCUGGAAAUGCUCCAGAUCGCCCAAAUAUCUAUGACUUUGGAACCUCUUAUGAUGAAAUCUACAAUGACCUUUUAUCAAAAGACAAGCAAUACUAUACACAAAAUGGGUUAUUGCACAUGUUGGAAAGAAAUCGUAGAAUCAAACCCAAGCCAGAACGAUUUCAAUUGUCUAAGGACAAAUUUGAUAUUCUAAUUACUUGCGAAGAACGGGUAUACGACCAAGUGAUUGAAUGUAUGGAAUCCAGGACUCAGGAGGACAAUCAACCAGUGCACCUAAUUAAUAUUGAUAUCCAAGAUAAUCAUGAAGAAGCUACAGUUGGAUCCUUCCUCAUUUGCGAAUUAGUCACUGUGUUGGCCAGUAGCGAAGAUCUAGACAAUGACAUAGACGAACUGCUUCAUGAAUUUGAAUCAAAGUUUGCGAGAACGAUUCUACACACUGUGCUGUUUUAUUAAGAACCCUAUCAGAUGUCUGAAACCUGGUGUUUGUCAACAACUUAACUUAUGAAAGGAACUAAAAUAUCUCUUACAAAGCAUACCGCCACAUUUUCUGACUCGGAUUAUGUGAAACGAAUUCCACUGUAAACAAGUAGGAAUUUGAUCCGUGCUUCCUAUUUAAUAAAUCAUUACUUUCCACGGGAUAUGUUUCAGAGAUCUGCUAUUUGCGUUUACAUUACACCUGCAGUCGGCAAGAUGUAAAAGCAAGAUCGCAGCCGCGUUCGUUCAGCGAUGUCCGAACGCUAGUUGUCAGAGAGGAUAGAAAAGCGAGACGCGACGGACAUAAGUUAUGAAAUAUUUUAAUUUUAUAAUAUAUACGCAUAUAAGUACAAUAGUAAAUUAUUCUUAUAUGUGUAUGUAUUUU
Dufourea novaeangliae is the source of this 1174-nucleotide messenger RNA. It is a transcript of the gene Ssu72, whose product is annotated as RNA polymerase II subunit A C-terminal domain phosphatase SSU72. Gene Ontology annotation, molecular function: RNA polymerase II CTD heptapeptide repeat phosphatase activity. Bases 181 to 768 code for a protein of 195 amino acids. The transcript has 5 exons. The record is from RefSeq and is a predicted model, not a curated record. Gene Ontology annotation, biological process: termination of RNA polymerase II transcription. Gene Ontology annotation, cellular component: nucleus; mRNA cleavage and polyadenylation specificity factor complex. Lineage: Eukaryota; Metazoa; Arthropoda; Insecta; Hymenoptera; Halictidae.